CGGCGGCCGAGUCGGCGGCGCCAUUGUAGGCGGGGAGCGUGCGCCCGGAAGCGACCGCAGCUGAUUUUGGUACAGAAUCAAGUUUUCAUACAUCAAAGUAAAGAAAGCUGAGAUGGCAAUCUCUGUUGAAGGCUGAAAAUGAAAGAUAGUGAACCUGAUGAAGUGGAUAAACUGAAGACAAAAUUUAUGUCCGCAUGGCACAAUGUGAAGUAUGGGUGGAUUGUGAGAACCAAAACAAAGUUUAGUAGAAACUCGCCUGUCUUUUUGCUGGGAAAAUGCUAUCAUUUCAAGUCAGAGGGAAAGGAUGAGAGUGCAUCAGGCUGCACAGAUACAGUAACAAACACUGAACUGAUUUCAGAUAAUGUGCAUCAGUUCCGUAAGGACUUCAUCACUAGGAUUUGGCUAACAUACCGACGUGAGUUCCCACAGUUAAAAGGAUGCACUCUCACAACAGAUUGUGGCUGGGGCUGCACACUGAGGUCUGGUCAAAUGUUGUUAGCACAAAGUCUUCUGCUCCAUUUUCUUGGUCGAGAUUGGGUAUGGGCAGACGUGCCACAGAUGGUUCCGUUAGAAUCUGAGUUAUUCAAAUCCAACACAUCAGAGACUGAUGAAUCAGGUUUUACCUUCCUACCACCUUUAGAAAAAUCACUACAGGACAUGAGUGAACAACUGGACUUGCCAAGUAAUGAAAAGCGAUCUCUAAAUCCAGUCAGCACAACAAAUGAGGAUGAAAAGUUGCACAGAACUAUAAUCACUUGGUUAGGCGACAGUCCAGAGGCAAUAUUUGGAAUACAUAAACUGAUAGAGUUGGGUGAAAACUCUGACAAGCGAGCUGGAGAUUGGUAUGGCCCAGCUUUAGUUGCACAUAUUCUAAGGAGAGCAGUGGAAGAUGCAGUGGAGCCCGAGCUGCAAGGAAUAACAGUUUAUGUUGCUCAGGACUGUACGGUUUAUAUUGCUGAUGUAAUGGAGAAACACUUACAAACUGUUGAAUGUGGAAUACCAGGUUCAUCAGACAGGAAUGCUGUUCUUAUCCUAAUACCGGUGAGACUCGGAGGAGAGAAGGUCAACCCUGAAUACAAAGAGAUUCUAAAGGGGAUCUUAAGUCUUGAGUUCUGUGUCGGAAUUAUUGGUGGGAAGCCAAAGCAGUCUUUCUACUUUGUGGGAUUUCAAGAUGACAGUUUAAUUUACAUGGAUCCUCAUUACUGCCAAUCAUUCGUGGAUGUCAGCAUGAAGGAUUUUCCACUUGAGUCUUAUCACUGUCCAUCUCCAAAAAAAAUGUCAUUUGGUAAAAUGGAUCCUAGCUGCACAAUAGGACUUUAUUCAUCCAACAAAUAUUAUUUUGAACACAUAAUUGAUGAAGUAACAAAGGUUUUCAGCUCUCCUUCUAAGGAGAAAUAUCCACUAUUUACUUUUUCAGAGGGUCAUGCUAAAGAUUAUGAAGUUAAUAAACACAGUACACUGAAAACUGAAUCAAUAACACAGGACUCUGGGACUCGGAGGAGGAAAGCAGAAAGGUUGAGUAAUGAGGAAUUUGUUUUGUUGUAACAGAAUUUCACAGUAACUACAAUGGGGUUUCCUGCCAUUGCUGGCAGAAACUAUGGGUGCCUACUAACAUUGAUGGAUAAUCUGUGAAACAUCUGCAAAAGUAUAUAUUUCACUGUAUAAAAAUGUAAACUUAAGUGUCUUUUUUGUAAUUUACUA
Messenger RNA from Mobula hypostoma (lesser devil ray), 1701 nucleotides. It is a transcript of the gene atg4c, whose product is annotated as autophagy related 4C, cysteine peptidase. The record is from RefSeq and is a predicted model, not a curated record. Gene Ontology annotation, molecular function: protein-phosphatidylethanolamide deconjugating activity. The transcript has 11 exons. The coding region runs from base 139 to 1545 and encodes 468 amino acids. NCBI's taxonomy places the organism in Eukaryota, Metazoa, Chordata, Chondrichthyes, Myliobatiformes, Myliobatidae.